UAAAAGCAGAGUGCAAAGCACUGAGGAUAUUGGCAACCGAGAACUGAAGAAUUGCCAGAAUGAGUCAAGCUGAAGAAAGCAGUAUCCACUCGACGUGGAAUAUUGUGAGGUCAGUAGUCUGCAUAAUACUGAGCUUGUCAUUUAUUAUUGGGACCCCAGGAAAUUGCAUCGUCAUCUGGACUGUGUGUACAAAAAUGAAGCAAGUAUCUCCUUCAGUCCUGCUGAUCUUGAACCUGGCCAUUGCAGAUGUCCUUGUACUGAUUACUUUACCAGUUUGGAUUUACUCCUUUGCUGACUCAUGGGUUUUUGGAGUCAUCUUCUGCAAAAUACUAGUUUUCAUUAUUUACUGCAGCAUGUAUGCUAGUAUAUUUCUAAUUACAGCACUGAGCUUGGAGCGGUUAAUGGCUGUGUUUUACCCUUUCACAAUUCAAAAAUACAAAACAAAAGAAAAGAUUUCUUUAAUCGUGUUCCUCAUUUGGUUCCUGUCUAUUACUUUUGGCAUUUCUGUCAUUCCAUUUCAAGAGACAGAAGAAAUGAACGGUAGACUACUAUGCACAUGUCGCAACUACUCUUCUAAUAGACAGAAAGUGUCAUAUCUUUUGCUGGAGACUCUUGCAGGUUUUGUAAUCCCUUUUUUAAUUAUUUGCACUUGUUACCUGUGUGUUGCAAGAAGAAUAAGCAGAAUGACUUACCAAACCAAGCAGCGAUCAGAACGGCUCAUUGCCAGCAUUGUGGUGGCAUUCAUUUUAUGCUGGUUCCCUCAUCAUCUCUUUAACAUCCUAGAUAUUAUUUCAAUUCAGAUAGAACUCUCUAACGAGGAAAUGUCUUUGGCACUGGAUGAAAUUGUAGGCAGAGGAGUGUACAUCUCUGGAGCUCUUGUAUUCAUCAGUAGCUGUAUUAACCCUCUACUUUAUGCUUUUGCUGCACGAAGAUUUCAAAAUCACCUGAGAUUUGCCAAGAUAUCAAAGCUGUUUGAACAGAUGAGUCAGACUGUAACAGAGGAAGACAAGAAAAAAAGUUUGGUUGUAACCAAACAAGAAGAUACUUUAGUAAGCACAGAAAAUCUCUGA
Messenger RNA from Aptenodytes forsteri (emperor penguin), 1070 nucleotides. RefSeq names its product leukotriene B4 receptor 1. The record is from RefSeq and is a predicted model, not a curated record. Gene Ontology annotation, cellular component: membrane. Gene Ontology annotation, molecular function: G protein-coupled receptor activity. Lineage: Eukaryota; Metazoa; Chordata; Aves; Sphenisciformes; Spheniscidae. The coding region runs from base 60 to 1070 and encodes 336 amino acids. The transcript has a single exon. Gene Ontology annotation, biological process: G protein-coupled receptor signaling pathway; immune response.